Messenger RNA from Panicum virgatum (switchgrass), 3569 nucleotides. Its product is annotated as agamous-like MADS-box protein AGL62. Gene Ontology annotation, molecular function: protein dimerization activity; RNA polymerase II cis-regulatory region sequence-specific DNA binding; DNA-binding transcription factor activity, RNA polymerase II-specific. NCBI's taxonomy places the organism in Eukaryota, Viridiplantae, Streptophyta, Magnoliopsida, Poales, Poaceae. The transcript has 5 exons. The record is from RefSeq and is a predicted model, not a curated record. The coding region runs from base 2672 to 3307 and encodes 211 amino acids. Gene Ontology annotation, biological process: regulation of transcription by RNA polymerase II.
CGUUCCCCCCGCAGGCUUCGUUCGUUCGUCGCCCCCCGCACGCACCCCCCCAACCCACGUCUCCACGUCCCGCACCCAGUUCCGUCUUGGUUAGUCUCCUCGCCGACCCUCGCCGCCGCCACGCAGCCCUCGACGCCGGCACUCGCCCGAACCGCCCCGCAGCUCGCGCCGCCGCGGGUCGCCCGCGCCGUCCCCGGCCGCCGAUCCGUGCCUCUCCGGCGGUCCGGCCUCCAAGAUCCGCGCGCCUCCGGCCUCCCCUUCGCUCGAGCUCCGGUCUCCCCCGCCUCCUCCCACGGCUUCGAGAUCCAGGUCUCCAAGAUGGGGAAGCGAAACUGGUGGGUCGUGAGCGCCAGGGUGCGCGUCGACGCGCCGCUGGAGGUCUUCUGGGCCAUGCUCACCAACUACGAGGGCCUCGCGAACUUCAUCCCCGGUCUCUUCGAGUGCCGCCUCCUCGACCAAGCCCACGGCUUCGCGCGCCUCUACCAGGUCGGGGAGCAGGAUCCCAUGGAGUCGCUUGGGUUCAAGUUGAACGCCAGGAGCACCAUCAACUGCCACGAGGGGGACAUGGAGUCGCUUGUAGUUGAUACUGACGACAAACAAUCCCAUGCUUUCAUUGCUUGCAGAGGAUGUCAAGCCCUUGCAUUCACAGAUAGACAUGAAUGGAUUCAUAUUCUGCGGUCCAAAUUGUGAUAUGCUUGCAGCUUAUAUCACUAAAACGAACCAACUAUCGGGUAAUUUCUUCUGCUUCCAUGGAUAACUAGGGUGGCACAAUAUCUCAACUAAUGAUGAUGGGGAAUAUUUUGUUGAUCAGCAUAUCUGUACAUCAAUCAGAUGAUCAUGCCAACGCGAGUGCAGUGUUGGCACAUUGGGUUUGCAUUCGGACAAGAAGAAAUAAAUUAUAUAGAUUGUAUAGGCAAUGCUGUAUAGGUUAUUUUUUGUUUGGUAUAAAACAGAAAAAAAGAGCUGUUGUAUAGGAAUGGUUAGAUUGGGUUACAUGCAAAAUGGAUAUAUUGUUUCUGGAUGUUAGCAUGCGGUUUCUGUAUGAUCUUUGUGGGAUUGGAUUAGUCAGAGCAAACCUAGGUCUGAUGAACAGGUGUAGCAGUACCACAUUUUCCUCCUGCUUAUAAGAAAACUGACUUACCUUUUCUGCUGCAGAGCUACUCAUUCAAUGUUACAACAGGUCUGAUGAACUGUUUGUUCUUUGCAAAAUUGUUUCCUGGAUCUCGAGCAUGUCUGUUGUUUGGGAAUUGGAACACAUCAUCGUGGUGACAUUUGGUCAGUCAAUAUGCUUCUAUAGGUCAAUGUGCCUGAUGUUGGGUCACAUAUUCUCCAAUUAACCGUUGUGUUUUCAUUGCAUAUUUAUCCUUCUUCUAGACAUGAUUUCAACAUCAUGGCUCAACCAGUGGCAGUCACUGAACUGUGCUGACAACACUGGAGCCAGUGAAGGGAAUCAAAGGGUGCCUUAACAGGUUUCCUUUUGCCUGUGUUGGUGACAUGGUUAUAGGCUUAUGGCAACUGUGAAGAAGGGAAACCCUGACCUAAGGAAGGUGAUGCCAGCUGUCAUUAUGAGGCAGCGCAAGCCAUGGCGCGGAAAGGAUGGUGUUUACAUGUACUUUGAAGUUGCCAGUAUGCAUUCUGUUGAGAAAGAGGUGUACCUCAGCCCAAUGACAUCCUUGAACGAGCCAACCAGGUUCAUGUGGGUAGUGUUCCUUGAUAUCAAAAUGGCCCACACCUUUAAUAAAUGGGAUGUCAAUGCAAGGGUGUUAUGAAAUGGUAAUUUACGAGAGAAUAAUGAAGACGUACGUGCACGUUGUCUUGGUGGAUGAGCAGUGCGGUCAUUUUUUUUAAAAAAAGUGUGUGAUAUCGUAUCUCAAAUAUAUUAACUGAAGGUAGCGUGAUUGCAGUCAUCUAAUUGUCUGAUGGCCGGCUAAUAUGUGUCCGCAGGGUACCAAAAUUCCAAAAUAGAAGCAGUUGCAUGCGGUGACCACUCCAUUGCUCGUUAAAAGAGAAACAUAUGACUUCUUUAGAGUGGGCUUUUCGUCAACUUUUGGUGAUCCCUUGGCCCAUAUUUUCUGUAUAUUGUUUAGAUUACUUUGUCUUUCUCAGGCAGUGAGAGAAUACAUUGAUGUGUUGACGUCAAAAGCUAAUAUAAAAUAUUAUCCUAGCCGCAUCAUUGACAAGAAUAUAAAAUAGAUAGGAGUAUUUAAUUUGUGCAAACGUAAAUAUGAUGAUGUAUUUACGAGUUUGAUGGAUCUUAAUAUAUUUGGGAUGGCAAUGUUUACUCAAUGAUUAUUAUUUUUAUUUGGUAGACUUGCAUGUUGUAUACUUGAUCUUUUACCUCCUGUAGCAACGCACGGGGAUUCACCUAGUUAUUAUUAUUACGGCAGCAAAGGUUAUACGGAGGAUCUCUGCUGAUCCUCCCCUUCCAAAAGAGGGAAAAUUACCCCGCGUCCGACGCAGUCUCGACCUCUGGCGCCUCCUCCCGUCCCUGAAUUUUUUUUUGUUUUUGGCAAUGCUCGCCUCUACUUAUAGACCCGGCCUCCCUCCUGCCGUGGCAUUGCCACCCUUGUCCUUGCUCUCCAUCGGAGAAGAGAGGUAGGCAGGUAGCUCGAAGCAGAGGAUCGAGCGGCGAAGAAGAGAGGUAGUUCAAGCAGGGCAGCGGCCGCUGGCAAUGACGAUGGUGAAACCGGGCAAGAAGACGAGCAAGGGCCGGCAGAAAAUCGAGAUCCGCUACAUCGACGACAAGGCGAAACGCCAUGUCGCGCUGUGCAAGCGCAAGGGCGGGAUCUUGAAGAAGUGCUCCGAGCUCCACCUCCUCUGCGGCGCUCACGACGCCGUCAUCAUCUUCUCCAAGAAAGAGGAGCAGGCCCAGCCCCAGGGCGACGGGGAACCGCCCGCUCCGACGGCGGGCGGCAGGAGCUCCCGCGCCGGCAACGUGUUCGCCAUGGGCACACCCUCCGUCGACCACGUCGUCCGCUGCUUCGCCCCGCUCCCCGGCGACGAGAUGGGCGUCCUCCUCCCCGCGGGCGCCGACCGCGCCGCGGUGGAGGCGGCGGCGCGGGAGCUGGAGGAGGCAAAGGCGCUCGUGAAGGCGGGGAAGGAUCGGAUGAGCGCCGUCGUGGAGAAGGUGCAGCAGGCCGCCGGAAGGCGGUUCUGGUGGGAGGCCGACGUCGAGGCGCUCGGGGAGGCGGAGCUGCCGGAUUUCGCCAGGGCGCUGCAGCGGGUCAGGGAGAACGUGCAACGCGUAGCAGACAAGCAGCGGGCCUCUGCUCCGCCGGCGGUGGCGGCGGCGCCGUGGCAUCCGUAGGACCGGAGUAGGGCAGUCGCAUUAAUUGCGGGGUAAUUCGAUUCAAUUACGGAGCCUGUUUGCUAGCUUAAAAUGUUUUAUUUACGUACUGAGUGUAGAUUAGUACUAGUAUACUCAGGUUGUCUACCUUAUGGGUCAGUAUUACUGCUAUUACGUACUGCUAGGGUGGGUGAUUACGUACAUUACAUACAUAUAUACUGACAUACAUAUCCCCGGGAUUGUGAUGUAAGAAUAAUUUUUUUCCCGAAAGAUUUGGAUGCAA